AUGUUCACCCCUCUCUCGAGUAUGAACGCCUGGUGGUGGUCCAUCCUCGAAAACCACAUCUACCCCCUCCCCCCUUACCCUCCGCGCAAACGCACAAAACCAAUGGAAGUCCUCUGCGUCGGGCCCCCGCGCUCCGGCACCGAGUCCCUUCAACAGGCCCUCCUCACCCUCGGCUACGACCACACCUACCACGGCUGGGACAUCGUCUACGAGGACCCGCCGAUCCCGGCGCCCGGCUGGGUCAAGCUCGCGCGCAAGAAGUACUUCGGGCACGACAACCCCGCCCCGGACUCGGGGGACGUGAGCAUCUCAGCAGAAGAAUUUGACGAGCUGAUCGGACACUGCGUGGCGGUGACCGACGCGGCGGCGAGCUGCUUCGCGCCGGAGAUGGUGCGGGCGUAUCCGCAGGCGAAGGUGGUGCUGAAUGUGCGGCGGGAUCUGGAGGGGUGGCAUGAGAGCGCGGUGAAGACGCUGGUGCAUGUAAAUGAGAGCUGGAGCUUUUGGGUGGCGAGUUUGCUGGAUCGGGAGGCGUUUUGGGCGUGGCAUGUGUAUGAGCGGUUUCUGUGGGCGUUGUUUUUCCGGGCGCCGGAUGGGGAUAUGGCGGGGGCUAUUAAGAGGAAUGGGAAGUGGGUUUAUCGAGAGCAUUGUGAUAUGAUUCGCGGCAUGGUGCCUCCUGAGAGGUUGCUUGAGUGGUCUGUUGAUGACGGCUGGGAGCCGCUUUGCAAGUUCUUAGGAAAGGAGGUGCCGGAUGAGCCGUUUCCUCAUGCGAAUGCGACGGGGCUAGGAGGAGGGUGGAAGGCCAGGGAAGAGAUGGCGACGAAGAGAUGGGUUGAGGGGGCGUUGACCAACCUCAUCUGGGCGGGGAUUUUCUUCGUCGGGGCGGCUAUUGCGUGGAUGAAGUAUGGAAGGUGA
Messenger RNA from Colletotrichum gloeosporioides, 912 nucleotides. RefSeq lists its product as uncharacterized. The transcript has 2 exons. The record is from RefSeq and is a predicted model, not a curated record. Bases 1 to 912 code for a protein of 303 amino acids. Lineage: Eukaryota; Fungi; Ascomycota; Sordariomycetes; Glomerellales; Glomerellaceae.